GUUAUCUUGCCCCGCUUUCCCCCUCCCCCCACGGCCUCCACCGCAUCCGCGACCUCCUUACGCUUCUGGGCCUUGACAGACGCCUUCCCUUCGUAUAGUGCCUGCAUUGCCUCCCUCACCUCCUUUGGCGCCGAGGGACAUUCCUUGACCUCCCGCCGCCCCUGUCCUUCCCACUCCGCGAAAUGCAUAGCGCACCGGCGGUCAGUGGAGAUAUCGCUGGUCAUCCGCCAAACACUAGAAGCAGCCAUCAUGCUCGAGCUUCUUCCACGCACUCAGUUUGGUGUUCUGUUCAUUAGCCCCGUUGCUGACCUCCUCCCAUCUCUUCUCUCCUGCAUGUCACAUGCCAUUAUCCCUUGUCAUGCCACUCCGUUCCAUGUUUCUUGGUACGCACUUCAGAUCGACAUUUUUGUUCAAGUCUUGCAAGCUGAUGGCGGCACACGGUCCGCAUGCAUCAAUGCAGCGACGCUCGCUCUGUGCCAUGCGGGUAUCCCCAUGCGAGAUCUGGCUACCAGCUGCGCCUCUGGUUACCUCAACGCCACUCCGCUGCUAGACCUCAACUACGUGGAGGACAGUGGCGGUGGCCCGGAUGUCACAGUGGGUUACUUGCCAUCGUCUGAUAAGAUCUCGCUGCUGCAGAUGGACGCCAAGCUACAGAUGGAGACAUUCGAGGAGGUGGUCAAGCUCGCUGUCACCGGGUGCAAGGCCAUAGCCCACCGCAUGAGACAGGUGCUUAUGGAGCACACCGAGCGUUUAGCGCUUGCUCGUGGAGCAAUGAAAUUGUAGAUUGUGUUGAGAGGUUGUCCCAUGCUUGUAAUG
Closterium sp. NIES-67 is the source of this 816-nucleotide messenger RNA. Lineage: Eukaryota; Viridiplantae; Streptophyta; Zygnematophyceae; Desmidiales; Closteriaceae. The record is from the annotation of a GenBank genome assembly.